Messenger RNA from Uncinocarpus reesii 1704, 4797 nucleotides. RefSeq lists its product as uncharacterized. The record is from RefSeq and is a predicted model, not a curated record. The transcript is spliced from 5 exons. Gene Ontology annotation, biological process: positive regulation of transcription by RNA polymerase II. Gene Ontology annotation, cellular component: nucleus. Gene Ontology annotation, molecular function: transcription factor binding. Lineage: Eukaryota; Fungi; Ascomycota; Eurotiomycetes; Onygenales; Onygenaceae. Bases 1 to 4797 code for a protein of 1598 amino acids.
AUGUCGGCUGGACACCUGGAGAGACGGAGGUCCAUGUCGUCCGGUUCUCGUUCCGUCUCCGCCGCCUUGAUGCCGAGUCCUCCCCUCGAUAUCAACAAUGACCUCGAGCCCUGUGCCGCCACCGCCUCCUCGUUCCUUUUCGCACAAGGCUCGACAAUAUUGUCCCUACACCAUGACACUUUGGCUCUGGACCGGAAAUUCGAAGCCCACAGCGAUAAUAUCCUUUUCAUCGCCGUUGACAACGUCAGUGAAACCGGUGCCGGUCGGUUGGUUGUGAGUUAUGAUGCCAGCCAAACCGCAAUCAUAUGGGAUCUUUUCACCGGUCAAGAAAUUGCCCGAUUUGCUUCUUUUGAAAUGCUUCGCGUUGCUGCUUGGAUGCGCAAUGGCAAUAUUGCGCUUGGUGGUGAAAAAGGAACAAUCAUUCUUUUCGAACCCUCAACUUCAGAGCAUAUAUCUGCCAGAACCAUCUUCGACCCUGUCACCGCACUCGCCCCCGCGGCUGACUGUCGCUCGCACGCUAUCGGGUAUCGAAACGGGUCAAUAUUGAUUGCGACCCUCCAGCCAUUCACCAUCUUGCACACGCUUACCACCUCGAGAGGCCCAUCACCCAUCGUCUCGUUAGCAUGGCAUGCAUCCUCCACAAAGCAGAAAUCGGACAUGUUGGCCACUUUGACGGUCGAUGGUGAUUUGCUCGUUUGGAGCGUUUCCAAACACCCGACGCAGGAUUCAGCCCGUGUGAUACGAACUCUGAGGAAAUCUGAAUCUGUUGCUACGAGCCCAAAGUGGCUGGCUUGGUCUAAGAAUGGACGUAUAGUUCAAUAUUCGGACAGUGAGACUUGGGCUUGGGAUGUCAGGACGAAGCAUGUCACUUACGAGCGUAUUCCCACCGUGCAGGGCGUCAGGGGCAUAGCGAACUAUGGCCCGACAGCGACACUGUUUACUCUAGGCCCAAACCACACCGUACAGCAAUACGAGCUUAUCAACCCUACGAUGGUUGCCGAUGUGCAACAUUUACCCUCAGCUCAGGCAUCGACACCCGCAGAAGGCUUGAAUGCUUCGAUGCCCCUUCAAGCGGCUCUAGCCUCCUCCACCGCAAACCAGGCACAUCGUACGAUUGAAGAAUUAAAACAGGGCAGUCCUCCGAUAUUCCCCGUCCCAAGUUUUGAAAUGUCAGAAGCAGCCCGUGUAGGUCGUGGUUCAUUGCAGAGUCCAGACUCGCUCCGCAGUCGACAUCAUCAUUCUCGCCCUUCAAGAAGCCUUUACAGUGGGACAGGAACAACUUUCUCAACGAGCUCGCCGGUGCAGUCAACCGCCGAAAGUAUGUACUCACUAAGGUACGGCUCUUCAGCCUCAGUGACCUCUGGCGGAUCUCUGCGCACGGCUUCCCGACUGCGUCAUGAGUAUGUCCCUAGCAAGUCGGAAGAGCCCCUGGUAGAGCUGUUUCCAUAUACUCGAAGCCGCUUGAAUGACGUGCCCUUUAAGCCUCCACAGCGACUCAAUGAAACAGAUCUUGACCCGGAUGCAUUACGGAAACAGAUGCUAAAUGUCGUAUUCGGAUGGGAAGGUGAUAUUAUAGACUUGUUGACCGAUGAAAUACGGCGCCACAGCCCAGGGAGUGAACAUGCUGUGAUUCUAGCGCGAUGGCUUGGAUGUAUUGAUCAGAAUGUUCUACUCGGAAUGGCUUCCUCUGUAACAUCGCGCUACACUGGCUGGAUGCUGCUUGCUCUGAGCACGUUGAACGGUCAAGCAGAGACGAAAACGAUGGGGCAUGCAUUCGUCCAGAAACUGCUGGCAAGAGGAGAUAUCCACGCCGCAGUUGCCCUGCUGAUUGGUAUGGGGGACGGCAACGAUGGCAUUGAGAUUUACGUGUCAAGGAAUAUGUACAUGGAGGCGAUUCUCUUGACUUGUCUUGUGAUGCCCAUGGAUUGGUCCAGGCAGUCAUACCUUGUCCGCAGAUGGGGUGAAUUCGUUGUCCAAAACUCCCAGCAGCACCUCGCCAUACGGUGCUUCUCCUGCGCUGAUCUCAAUAACAGCGAUGCGUGGGCUUCUCCAUCGGUACAAAUGACGAAUAUACUCUCCAAUCAGCUCGCCAACAAGUCCGCAGCCUCAUCGCCAUCGGUGAUUGUGCAGCCUCCACAGGCCAGCAGUCUGUCACCCAGCUCGGCUCGUCCCACCGCCAAAAACCAGGCACUGAAACUGAUCACAUCUUUUGGCCCUGAAGCUCCAGCCUUCAAGUUCCCGGGUCUUCAAUCGGCCGAUCGCACCCCGACCAAUAUGCCGGGCGUCACACCUAUUGAUUCAGCAAUGGGAGAUUCCGUCAUGUCGCCGGGAGGCUUCAGUUCCUAUAAACAAAAAACUGCGAGACAGACUCUUUCCGCGCGGGCAAUCACUCCAGGUGGCCAUAGUCAUCGUCUUCCAUCGAUCGGAGAGACACCCACCGACGUCAACCCGCCAAAUCUAGCUAUACCAAAGUCCCUGCCUACUCCUGACAAUUCCGGCUCUGAGAAGGAGAAAGAAAAGGGAAAGGAGACGGAGGAGACGAAAGCCGGCACUACUCAGUAUCAGCCUGUUCAGCAGGAGCAACUUGUGUAUUUGACGUCGGCAAGAUACACACCCCAGAACGAACCUGCGGAAUCCGAGCAGGCUUCGAAUGUUCCACACGGGGAUGGUAGUACCACUGCGCUACCGAUUUCCAGGCCAGAUAAUCUAUCCGCGGAUUUUUCGGUAUCUACUCGAAAUGGCUCAAGAGACCGAAAGCCCGAAGGAUUACACAUUAAAUGGCCGCCGGCCUAUUCACCCCAUGAUGUUACGCCCAGUUCCGGAGGGUCUCUCCCUUCUCUCACAUCUCUACAGCGACGGGACGCGGGCGGUGUCUCUGGAGCCAGUCCCACAUGGACCAGUGACAGCGCAAAGUCUCUGAACGCAGGAAGUAGUAGCACCAGAAACGUCAACAAUUUCAUUAACACCCUGGACUCAUCUUCCUACUAUUCACACACUCAGGGCCUUGCGGCUGAUUACGGCCAUAAAGGUCAUAAAAAGUCCAAAGAAUCCCGUGGGCGGAGUAAACAGCGAUAUAUCCAACCGGCGAAGCGGUCCCCCUCGUCGCCCGUGCCGAUGUCCCCAGAGGACCUAGCACUGUACGCAUCAACUGGAAAUAGCACCUCUUCCAAAACCAAGGAAUCCAAGAGGCACCGCAGUCGCAGUGAAAAUUCUCGGCCGCGGUCAUCUAGAGCUCGAGGCCAGCAGUCAAGAGACGCUCUCGAUCGAAGUCAAACCAGAACCACCCAAGGUAGAAGUCGACCGCGGGAGGGCAGUUUCGGGAUAAGGUCGCCAUCGUCGCCAGUUCCCAUGUCGCCAUCCGAAAAGGACUCGACCGCCGAGGCCCAUUUGCGCCUCGUCACUGCGGACCGGCAACAGCGGCUUCAAUCCCGGGAGAGGGCGUCGAGCCGACAACCAGAGCGCGACCAAAGCGCUCGUCGCGGAGGGUCUCCGGAUAGAGGCAGAGUUGGAAGUAGAUCUCGAAGUCGACCGGCGAGAGAACCGGCGGCAAACCCUCUGCCCACGCUCAGUAACCAGAGAUUCAAUAUGCCCGGACACACCGAAGAUGGGACUCCAAUCUUUGCCGAAACCAUCGAGUGGGCGGGCCCUUCCAACGACGCACAAAAGAUGAAGGAGGCGGAACGUAUCAGAAAGGAACAGGCGGCGGCGGAACUUGAGGCUCGACGACUAUCUUUGGUCCGUCGCCCAUCAGCACCCGCCGUGCCAUUGCCCGGUGAACUGGGGACGCCUAACAGCGUGGUGUCUGCGAGAUCCCGCAGGCAGAGUGGAGGUAGCCCUCCGUUGACCAAUGGCUCUUUCAGCCAAAGAGCGGGAGUCAGGCAGGGAGGAUCUCCUGCAACAUCAACGUAUUCCGAUACCUCAACCGGCCGAGGCGCUGCUCCCGUUCCUGUUGGCCUCCCGGCAACACCCCGUGCAAUGAAGCAUCCUAAAUACAGCGUUGGCUAUAACGAUAUCCCUCCGAUGCCCGACCUUAAUUUUGAUAGCAUCAGCCCCAUCGGUAAUGGUGAGCAUGGUCGUUCACUCAGCAUCUCGCGCUCAAUGUCGGCACCGAUUCCAGAGGACGUUGGCGAUCAACCCGCCGAAGGCAUCCCUGCACAUCCACAUUUUCGGCCCCGACUUCCCAGUAGCAGAGGCGCGAGGAUCUCUAUGCACAGAAAGGAGGCCUCGCAUGAUGCUGCAACGUUGAACGGCUCACAGUACGGUAGCGUCUCCGGCCAGGCUAGCAGAAAACCAAGCGAGGCGCCUAUCCCGCCAGUUCUCCCGGAGCUACAGCAUCUCUCCGACCCCCCGCCACCGCCUCCGCCGCCGGCACCAUCCAACAACGGCAUAGAGACGAGCAGCGAAGGUCUGAUGCACGCUGAAGAGCGCAGCUCCUUGAUUUCCGGCGUCGGCACGAUCAACAUCGCCAUCGGUGAACCAACUGUCCUCAACACCAGCGAACAGCGAUCCCAAUCCACUCUCCCGUCGCCAGAAUUCAUGCCACCGCUGCCACACCGGUCGGCCAGCGCGCAAGGGCCGAUGCCUGAAACCCACACACACCGCCGUGGACGCAGCAUCAAUGACAAUCUUGCCAACAAGUUCCGCAGCUUGACGGGACGGAUGCGGAGCACCAGUCGGGGACGCAACGUGCGCACGCCGCCAUCGGGGGAUCCGGAUGCGUCGAUGCCGUACGAGAGUGUGCCGAUGGCGAGUGUUAUUGAAGGUGGACUGGAUAGGAUGAACAAAAAUGAAUUUUGA